Messenger RNA from Pocillopora meandrina, 710 nucleotides. Lineage: Eukaryota; Metazoa; Cnidaria; Anthozoa; Scleractinia; Pocilloporidae. The record is from the annotation of a GenBank genome assembly.
AUGCAUUUCCGCAACCUGACCGAUCAACUUUCGAACAUGCAGUAAGUGCGUUACGAAGUUGUUUUAUAUGCUUUAUUUGGCUGAGCGAUUAAUAUAUAUGUUUAUUUUGUAUAUAUAUGUUUAUUUUGUUUAUUCUUUUUGUGUCGUCCAAUUCUGUCUGUAGUCAUGCUCAUGAUUGUCAAGUCAGACUUCCGCUUCGCGGUCGUCCGAUUUUGCUAAUCACUCGUAUGAUUACAGACCUAAUUGGACUAAAUUAUACAAUAAAACUGUCAGGUAGAGAAACAAAAAUGGAUUAGUUAGAAUGCCAGAACCAGUUUCUCUAUUUUUUAAAUUUUAAUUGUUUUAAAUUAUGCCUUCGGGCCCGUUAAGUUACCAGAAAUUUCUAGAAACGGGUCCCUGGUUUGACUGCUUAUUUGGUUUUUCGAGCUUCUUCCUCCCUCCAUCGUAAAGCAUCUUAUUCUUUCCUGGUCGGCAACUAUGACAUGUGGUCGGAAGAAAAAAAAGAAAGGAAAAUACUUACCCAUGAAACAAUAUCAGGCAUGAUCCAUUUGACCAUAUGUUUCCCUCAGAGUUCAGUCAGCAAUAACAAGCUAGAAGUCGAUAUGAGGAAAAAAACACGAGACGGCGAACGAGGUUUAGAAAUAGCUAUCAAUGAAUCGCAAUUUAUGUUUGACUUAUAACCAGGUACUACGCCACCCAGAGUUCCUUAG